AUGUCCGUCUCGAGUCUCAUCGAGGUUAACUUGGGCAAGUCUUGUAAUUGCCUGCUAUCGCAAGACGCUUAUCCUCGGUAUCCAGGUCCUGUGCUAUUGGGUAUCUUUGGCAAGUGCUACAGUCCGCGAUGCAGACCAGCCCCAUUGACGCGUCGAUCAAGUCAACACGUAUCUCUAUGGGAUCGUAACCUAUCAAUACGCGUCCUACUGGACUACGAGUACGCCCCUCGCGCCGUCACAAACAUGACCGAGUCUCACUUCGGACCAUCGACAGAGUUCAAUGACCCGCCCUGGAUCAAGUUAGGGCUAACAGUCCUCCUGCUGUUCCUCAUGGACACCUUUCAUAGCAGCUCAAUAGAGAACUUCACUGACCCUCUGGGACUCCUCGUUCCCGUCUGGCCCUACCCAAACACCAUCAUUACUACCGGCCUCACUGCGUUCUCCACACAGUCAUUCCUUUCAUAUCGGGUAUAUCGCCUCACCAAGAGAACUGUUCUUUACUUCAGCAGUAUAGCUAUCGCGGCUGGAACGCUUGCCCUUGGGAUGGUCUGUGCUGUGAAAGCUUUCUACGUUACCAAUUACUUGGAGCUCCCUAGUCUAAGGCCGUAUCUCACUGUAUGGCUAUGCAUGGAGAUGGCCAUUGACCUGGUCAUCUGUGGUGAGUGGCAAUCUCUAUGUUCCGGCGAUGCUGGUCGGUUGGUUGAGUUCUUAUGGGGCAAGUUUAUAGGGAUUCUCUUGUACACGCUUGGUCAUUCACGGACUGGGUUUGCCCAAUCCGACACGGUGAUUCGACGGCUGAUGCGUGCAGCUGUGCAAACGGGAUGUUUUGCAACUGCCUUCGCCGCUGUUACCCUGGUUCUUUUCUUGACGAACGGGGACACCCAAUUGUAUAGUUUGGUUGGAAUACCCAUUAGCCGAGUGUAUUCUAAUGCCCUAAUGGACACCAUUCUCUGUCGAGGGGAGCUCAGAGACCUUGUUCAACGGUCGCGGGGUGGAGAAACGAAUACACAGCAAACGAACACCUACGGGCUCACGUCCCUGACUCCCAGUGUUCAGCUUCACAUACACAAGGAAGUCCACACGGACGUUCAUUAUGAGCGAUCCAAUGCCUUUGAUGUGCGAACAACAAGGGCGUACAAAACCUCUCUUCAGGACAGGAUGUCCCAGCCACGAUCUUCUGAUGACUCAUAGACCGACGCAAAAUUCUCCAGGACCCGUGUAAAUUAGACAAAACAUUAGUAUGUAUAGUGAAAAUAACUCGUCGAAUGGCUCCC
Coprinopsis cinerea okayama7#130 is the source of this 1274-nucleotide messenger RNA. RefSeq lists its product as hypothetical. The coding region runs from base 1 to 1191 and encodes 396 amino acids. The record is from RefSeq and is a predicted model, not a curated record. The transcript is spliced from 8 exons. Lineage: Eukaryota; Fungi; Basidiomycota; Agaricomycetes; Agaricales; Psathyrellaceae.